AUGAGUGGAUCAAAAUCAACUCAAAAUGCUGCUGCAUCGUCCAACAAGAUCAAAAUGACUGAAUCAAAAUCAACUCAAAAUGCUGCUGCAUCAUCCAACAAGAUCAAAAUGACUGAAUCAAAAUCAACUCAAAAUGCUGCUGCAUCGUCCAACAAGAUCAAAAUGACUGAAUCAAAAUCAACUCAAAAUGCUGCUGCAUCAUUCAAUAAGAUUAAAAUGAGUGGAUCAAAAUCAACCCUCAACGCUACUGCAUCAUCUAACAAGAUCAAAAUGACUGAAUCAAAAUCAACUCAAAAUGCUGCUGCAUCAUCCAAUACGAUCAAAAUGAGCGGAUCAAAAUUAAAUCAAAAUGCUACAGCAUCAUCAAAUAUUCGCCAACCACGACAACGUAUGGCACAAAGUUACCUUCUCAUCUGGAUAGAUGCCAGUAUCGACCAAGCAGACAAGGACUACCAAAAUACACUGGCUCAAUUGAAGAACGUGGUCAAUGAUGUCAGCUUAUUCUCUGAACCAAAUCAAUGCAUUCAAGUACUCAAGAAGAUUGACAAAGAACGAGCCUUUGUGAUAACAUCAGGCUCAUUAGGUCAAUGCUUGGUUCCUGAAAUUCAUGGCAUGCCACAGUUAGAUGCAAUUUACAUCUUCUGUGGCAACAAAUCCAGACAUGAAGGAUGGGUACAAAAAUGGACAAAAAUCAAAGGUGUCCAUACAAAUAUCAAAGAUAUCUGCCAGGCAUUACAAGUGGCGGUUAAACAAUGUGAUCAAGACACAAUAGCCGUAAGUUUUCUCGCGGUAAAUGAAAUGGCUUCAACUGAGAACUUAAAUCAGUUGGAGCCAACUUUUAUGUAUACUCAGCUAUUCAAGGAGAUUCUUCUUGAUAUGGAAUAUAGUGAUGCGGCAAUUAAGGAUUUAGCAGUUUGCUGCCGUGAAGUUUUUAGUGGCAAUACAAUUGAAUUACAAAUUAUUAAUGAAUUCGAACGUGACUAUAAUCCACAGCAAGCAAUCUGGUGGUAUACACGUGAGUGCUUUACCUACAAAAUGCUUAAUCAAGCACUUCGACUUAUGGAUGCCGAUAUAAUCAUUAAUAUGGGCUUCUUCUUACGUGAUGUACAUCAACAGAUUAAACAGCUGCAUGAACAACAGGUCAGUAGUUAUGGAAGAAAACCUUUUAUAGUUUAUCGAGGACAAGGUCUUAUGAAAACAGACUUUGAAAAACUUCAGAAAGCAAAAAGUGGACUUAUAUCAUUUAACAAUUUCUUGUCCACGAGUAAAGAUAAAGAAGUGUCCCUCGACUUUGCUGGACGUGCUUCAUCAAAACCUGAUACGGUUGGCAUUCUUUUUAUAAUUUCGAUUGAUACUUGUACUAAAUCAACACCAUUUGCCUGUAUCACUGAACUUAGUUAUUUCAAGGCACAAGAAGAAGAAAUUCUCUUCUCAAUGCACACUGUGUUUCGAGUGAAUGCAAUUAAACAAAUGGACAAUAACAAUCAACUUUAUCAAGUUGAAUUAAAAUUAACAUCAGAUGAUGACCAACAACUACGAUUACUUACUGAUCGGAUACGAGAAGAAGCUGGUGGUGGCAUCGGAUGGAAAAGAUUAGGCAAAUUAUUGCUUACAGUUGGUCAAUUUAAUAAAGCAGAAGAACUUUACAAUGUAUUACUCGAACAGACAUCUGAUGAGAGUGAAAAAGCGAUUUAUUGUAAUCAGUUGGGAUAUGUCAAAAAUAACCAGGGUGAUUAUAAAAAGGCUAUUUGGUAUUAUGAAAAAUCCCUUGAAAUUAAAGAAAAAACCCUAUCUUCAAAUCAUCCUUCGUUAGCUACUUCGUACAACAGCAUCGGUGCGGUGUAUAAAAACAUGGGAGAGUACUCAAAAGCACUUUCAUAUUACGAAAAAGCACUUGAAAUUCGAGAAAAAAGUCUUCCUUCAAAUCAUCCUCAUUUGGCUACUUCAUACAGCAACAUCGGUCUGGUGUAUAAAAACAUGGGAGAGUACUCGAAAGCACUUUCAUAUUACGAAAAAGCACUUGAAAUUGAAGAAAAAAGUCUUCCUUCAAAUCAUCCUGACUUGGCUACUUCAUACAACAACAUCGGUAAUGUGUAUGACAGCAUGGGAGAGUAUUCGAAAGCACUUUCAUCUCACGAAAAAGCACUUGAAAUUCAACAAAAAACCCUUCCUUCAAAUCAUCCUUCGUUGGCUACUUCAUACAAUAACAUCGGUUUGGUGUAUAAUAACAUGGAAGAGCAUUCGAAAGCACUUUCAUAUUACGAAAAAGCACUUGAAAUUCGACAAAAAACUCUUCCUUCAAAUCAUCCUGAUUUGGCUACUUCAUACAACAACAUGGGCGAGGCGUACAGACAAAUGGGAGAGUACGCGAAAGCACUUUCAUUUUACGAAAAAGCACUUGAAAUUUGGCAAAAAACUCUUUCUCCAAAUCAUCCUCAUUUGGCUACUUCAUACAACAACAUCGGUUUGGCGUAUAAUAACAUGGAAGGGUACUCGAAAGCACUUUCAUUUUACGAAAAAGCACUUGAAAUUGAAGAAAAAAGUCUUCCUUCAAAUCAUCCUGCGUUGGCUACUUCAUACAACAACAUUGGUUUUGUGUAUCAAAAUAUGAAAGACUAUUCGAAAGCACUAUCAUAUUAUGAACGGGCUCUGGCCAUAUUCCAGCGUGCAUUACCUCCAACUCAUCCUAAUAUAAAAAUUGUGAAAGAGAGCAUUGACGUUGUAAAAAAAAAUCAUAAAGAAUAG
This is a messenger RNA of Adineta steineri, 2745 nucleotides long. The record is from the annotation of a GenBank genome assembly. Lineage: Eukaryota; Metazoa; Rotifera; Eurotatoria; Adinetida; Adinetidae.